Messenger RNA from Trachymyrmex cornetzi, 1415 nucleotides. RefSeq lists its product as uncharacterized. The record is from RefSeq and is a predicted model, not a curated record. Bases 149 to 1300 code for a protein of 383 amino acids. NCBI's taxonomy places the organism in Eukaryota, Metazoa, Arthropoda, Insecta, Hymenoptera, Formicidae. The transcript has 7 exons.
UGGAAAAAGUGAGGUUAUAUUUGAAUUGUUUACUUCAUAGAGGAAGAUUGUUAAUAUACUCCUUUUUGGUUUACUCAAAGAUUUGGAUGCUGCGAACUAGUAUUCGAUAGUUUACCUGUAAUAAAGGGUUGAUAAAAUUUAGUUUGAGAUGCAGGCUGUCAACGAGGAGAUAGAUGAAGCCACGGAACUUUCUUCGAAUGACGGCGACCGAAUUGAAACCAUACGAACGGAAUUGAGGGAAGCUGCCUUAAUAAAAAGGAAGGAAAAUCGUGUGUCCGCCUGGAACAAGAGUCGUACUAAUUUGGGAGAAUGUCCUGGGAUCGAAUUGUUUUCCAUCGAGUACAUCAACAAGAAAGUAAAGCUUCUCAAGAGAAAAAAAAUAUCCCUCGCGGAUUACAGAUAUUUGCCCAAUGCUCUUAUUCAGUCGGAGGAGAACAUAAAUGCUUUUUUAAAAGUAGACCAAAGCUUAUCGGGCCUUGUACGUGACCUAUCUGGCAAUGAUCCAAUUUUUCAAUUAUAUGCAGCUAAUUGCUGUUGUAAUAUUGCUUUGGGAAAUACGAAAGCAUGUACAGCAUUGGGAAAAGCAGUUAUUCCAUAUUUGGUUGUCAAAUUAGAAAGUUUAAAUUAUGCAUUGCUGGAUGUUUGCAUUUGGACAAUCGGUAAUUUAGUUGCAGGAAGCAAUAAGGCUUUCUCUAUCUUGCAUGCUCAGCAUUGCCUGAAAUAUGUAAUUUUACUGUUGCACAAUUGUGACGACUCAGUUCUUCCUUCUGUAAUAUAUGCGCUCUUACAUUACAUACAUGUGGGAUUUCACAAGAUAUCAGAAAGUGAAAUGUUAGAGCUGAUUGAAAUUACCAUAAAACGGAAUCUCUUGUACAAAAAUCCUAAUUAUAUUUGGUUAUUAGCUUUAUUAUCCUCUUCAUCAAUAUGUACUGAAUCUUUGUAUACUAUUUUGCCACAAGUCGUUGACUAUCUUUACAUAACAUUUUCCAAUUCAGAUGGAAUCGUUCAAGCCAGUGAGAUUACAGCAUCUAUACGUAUUCUAGCUAACACAUUGCAUAAUUCCUGUGAAGAUAGAAUAGAUAUUCUUUUGAAGAAUCCGAAAUAUUCAAACGAAGACUUGUAUAUUUUAUUGAAUAAAUUGUUAUCGCAUCCUUAUAUGCACAUUAGAAGAGAAACUAUGUGGUUAAUAGGAAAUUUGUACAAUCAUAAAUCAUCCAGUGUUGGUAAAAAUAUAAGAGAUCUUAUACCUUUUUUAUUAGCAUUGAAUCAGGCUUUUUCCUCAGUUGAAAAUUCUGUAUGAAUGUAAAUACACGUUAAAAUGACAUCUUAUUUCAAAGAAAGGUACGAAUUUUCUUAAUGGAUAUCGAUUUCUUCCGAUAUCUUCUAUACACGGCACUUUAACAAUAUUGAAAUAU